GAGAGAGAGUGUUCAGUGUGAUGCUUGCUCUACCAUUUCACAGUGAUCUUUGUGCUGCAAUGCUGCUGGGAAUCUCGGUUCAGGUUGUCUAAUGUAACAGUCGUCGCGCUGAAUAGGAAGGCAGUGCAUGGUGCAGCAUUAAGAUCAGCCCAGAUCCCCAUUAGACUGUAAACUUUGGAGAGAAAAUGGACAAACAGCGCAGUUGGAUUGUUGCCUCGGCUGUGCUUCUGCUCUUCGCUGCUGUGGCUCUGCUCCUGCUCACUGUGCAUGUGGAGGAGAUCCAGGAACCUCCACAAUAUAUGUAUGGGAUUGUGCUGGAUGCUGGUUCCUCUCACACGUCCAUAUACGUAUACAGAUGGCCGGCGGACAAACAGAACGGCACGGGCGUGGUAACCCAGCACAGCGAAUGCAAGGUGAAAGGAGGAGGGAUUUCUAGCUAUGCAGGUCAGCAGGGGGCUGCAGGCCGCAGUCUGGAAACAUGUCUCAAACAAGCCAUGGUGGACAUUCCCCAAGCACGGCAUCACCUCACACCUGUGUACCUGGGAGCUACGGCAGGCAUGAGGCUUCUGAACAUCUCCAGCCCUGAGAAAUCAAAGCAGGUUCUUCAGGAAGUGGGACAAACAAUCAAAUCCUUUCCUUUCAAAUUUCAAGGAGCGAAAAUCUUGAGUGGGAAGGAGGAGGGAGCUUACGGAUGGGUCACUGUCAACUAUCUGCUAGAAAACUUCAUCAAGUAUGGCUUUGUAGGCCGGUGGUUAAACCCAGGCAGACAGACGGUUGGUGCGCUGGACUUAGGAGGAGCGUCCACUCAGAUCACGUUUGUCAACCAGGAUGAAGUGGAGGAUCCAGAGAACAGCAUGACUUUGCGUCUCUACGGCCAAGACUAUUCUCUGUACACACACAGCUACCUGUGCUAUGGAGCAAUUGAGGUUCUGCGCAAGCUCUUGGCCCACCUCAUUACGACCCAGGACAGCAGCGACACCGUGCACCAUCCGUGCUACCCAUCAGACCACAGAGAGGACCUGUACCUGCAACAAGUGUUUGAAUCUCCAUGCACUAAAUCACAGCGUCCUGCGUUAUAUAAGCCUGAGAUGUUAAUGAUCGUUCAAGGCACAGGCAACUAUCAGCACUGUCUGAGGAACAUAUCUGAGAUCUUCUCCUUCCAGAACUGUCUGUUCUCCCAGUGCUCCUUUGAUGGCGUCUUCCAACCCAACACCAGUGGAAGCUUCAUGGCUUUUUCAGCCUUCUUCUUCACUCACAGCUUUCUGAAGAAGAGCACCGGCAUCUACAUCAGCACCCCGGUUCAGCUCCAACAGGCCGCUCAGACUGUGUGUAAUAUGACCCUCGUGAAGAUGUCUAAGGAUUUUCCAGAACAGAAGUCAUACCUGAGGGACUACUGUGCACUUGCUGUGUACAUCCAGGUUCUUAUGCUGAGGGGCUACCACUUCGACGAUAACUCCUUCCCCAGAAUUUCCUUUCAGAAAAAGGCCGGGGACUCCUCUCUGGGCUGGUCGUUGGGUUACAUGCUAAGCAUGAGCAGUAUGUUACCUGAGGAGAAUGUAAAUUCGAGAAGAGCCCUGCAUCCUGGAGCCUGGAUCUCCCUACUGCUUCUCCUAGCACUCCUCAUCAGCACCAUGCUCAUCUUCAUUGUUCUCCAAGUCUGCCAUAAGACGAGGAGUAAUGUCUGACCAUGACCAAUGGGGGGCGUAUAAGGAUUGCGACUGCUCCCCAUUUAGAAAUUGGAGAUAAUUAGAAAUAAUUAAAUAAGACUUUCUAACCUCAUAGUAAAAGCAAAACAACUAAAAGUAACUAGACAUUUUUAACCACAUGAGGCAUUUGUUUUGGUCUCUUGGAUUUGUGUGACUGAAUUAAAGAAAGUAAAGUUAGAUUAAAAAACACUAAAACUUGUUAUAAACUGUAAAAAAAAAAAAUAUAUAUAUAUAUAUAUAUAUAUAUAUAUAUAUAUAUAUAUAUAUAUAUAAACUAUUAUUAAAUGUUUAACUAUUUAACUAUUAUCUUACUGAUCUUACAUUUAUUUUAAAAUUGAGGAUUAACCUUUUAAGACCCUUUUCUCAGCAUCUGAGAGAAAGUGAAAACCAAGCCACAAAAUUUCAUUCAUGACAUUUGUAAGCACACAAAUAAAAUCUACAUCAUUUACAUGUGAUUUGAUUAACACAA
Molecule: messenger RNA, 2175 nt
Organism: Ictalurus punctatus (channel catfish)
Lineage: Eukaryota; Metazoa; Chordata; Actinopteri; Siluriformes; Ictaluridae
Gene: entpd2b
Product: ectonucleoside triphosphate diphosphohydrolase 2b
Exons: 9
Coding region: 186-1685 (499 amino acids)
Biological process (GO): nucleoside diphosphate catabolic process
Cellular component (GO): plasma membrane
Molecular function (GO): UDP phosphatase activity; GDP phosphatase activity
Source: RefSeq, a predicted model, not a curated record